Messenger RNA from Portunus trituberculatus (swimming crab), 2043 nucleotides. RefSeq lists its product as uncharacterized. Bases 175 to 1455 code for a protein of 426 amino acids. Lineage: Eukaryota; Metazoa; Arthropoda; Malacostraca; Decapoda; Portunidae. Gene Ontology annotation, molecular function: mRNA binding; zinc ion binding. Gene Ontology annotation, cellular component: perinuclear region of cytoplasm. Gene Ontology annotation, biological process: oogenesis; negative regulation of translation. The transcript is spliced from 4 exons. The record is from RefSeq and is a predicted model, not a curated record.
CUCCCCUUCUUUUUUAAGCACCUUAUUUUUUUCCCCGCUUUUAAAGUUUUUGGGUUAAUUGUUUCAGCAGCAGCGCCGAGGAGGAAGGCGGAGUGUCGCGAGCAGGCGAGGCGGUAAGGACGGCGGCGUGACGCGUGACGAUUCUGACACCUGUUGGCGCCGCGAAACUGUGACAUGGAACCCGACACACUCAGGUCAUGCCAGUGGAGUCAGUCCUCAUCAGAGAGCAGUAAGAGUUUGAACAGCCCUCCCAAAAUCACAAGUUCAUUGUGGAAACAAUUGUCUGAAGAGCAAGAUUUGAGCAAAACAACUUUCUCACCUUUUACAAACAGCCUCACUGACAACAAUCUGUCAAGUGAAUAUGAAAUUAAUUCAAACUUUUUGUCUUCCACAAAGUAUGAGGAACUGUGGAAGUCUCCCUCUUGUGAUAUUGAUACAGAUGUGGGUCAGUUGGGUAAAAGAAGUCCAUGGGAUCCCAUAGCCACCACCACUCAGAAAUCCAGUAAUAUACAUCACCCAGGGUUACCAAGCAGUGCUAGACAUUCUGGUAAUGUUACAGAAGAUAUUUAUGGGAAAAGUGAAAAGGAAAAUAAUUUUUUAACAUACACAAAAGCUGUGGGAAGCAAAUGCUGUUAUAAUCCCCUUUUAGAUAAAAAAGACUCUAUUUCUCUCUCCAAAGAAAUUAUUCCUUCACAGCAAGGCUCAUCAAAUAAUGUAUGGACAACAAAUCCUAGAGCACCAUUUGGAGGCUCCAGUCAAGAUACCCUGACUGGUAGUGAUUCCUAUGGAUUUGGUGUCAACUCUGUGUCAUGGGAGCCAGUGCAUUCAACACUGAGACCAGCACUUAAAGAUAUAGGAAAUAUAAGUAACUCAAUAUAUAGUGACUACCAAAAGAUAGAUAAUCUUCACCAAAGUCAAAUAUCAAGUGAAUUACCCUCUCAUCAAAGCUCUCUUCCAUUCAGCCUUCCCUCUCAUGACUCCUAUUGUAACCAGCAAGUUACCACCUCUAAUUUUCCACAACAAAAGCAACACACAGAUUUGGUUGCCUUAAUGCAGGAACUCUCAUUCUUAACUGAUGCAAGAGGCAUGGGCAAUCUAUCUUACAGCAAUAGUGCACUGCCCACAUACCCAUCUCACAAACCUACCCCAGCAACUUCAGUGCCCUUAUCCAGCAAAGGAUGUGUGUUUUGCAAGAACAACAAUUACCAUUCUACCUUCUAUAAAUCACAUGUGUUGAAGGAUGAACGAGGUCAUUGUCAGUGCCCUGUGCUGAGGAUGUACGUGUGUCCCCUCUGUAAUGCCACAGGUGACUCUGCACACACUCUCAAGUACUGCCCACGAAACACAGUGACCAGAGGAGAUCCCAUCUCAGCAGGCCUUCCGCCAGGAAAGGUCACUAACUGGAGGGAAGUGGCCAAUAGGAUGAUGAGCCGUUAUACCUCCAAUAAUUGUUAGAUGUGUUUGGCCUAUAUUGAAAAGGAAUAAUAGUUUUAUGUAUUUUUUUACUACAUGGAAGAUAACAUCUUGAAUUAUUUAUUUGAUGAAGGUAAUUUAUGUUGUUACUUAGCUUCUAUUUAUUGCUUUUUACUUUGAUAGUCCUUUGAAUUUUCAACUUUGUUAUGUUCUAUGUAAUAUAUUAUUUCCUCUUAUAGUAAAGUCAAUCAAGUUGAUAGUAUGAUGAACUAGACAGCUUUUCUCUAUUUUCAGAAACUUCUUAAGCCAGCUUUGAUAAUCUGAUAUUUACAGAUUUACUUAUUGAUAUUAUUUUUUUCCAAACUUAGCGACUGAUUACACCAUGGCUGUAGAUGACCAACGGUUAAUAGUUAAUAAUGAAUAACAGGUGUAGGGUGUAGUGUAUUUAUCCAUCCUACAUUUUCCUCCUCAAAAAUUGUAUAGUUACACUGUGGUGUUUGAUUGGUAUGGUGAUAGUAUACAAGCUGUAAAAUGUAGGGAACAGAUUACCCUUAUAGACAUCCCAGUCAAGGCUAGCCAUACACAAUAAAUUUUAAUGAUGCAUCAAAUGAGAAGAUAAAUUAUUGUUGA